Epithele typhae is the source of this 2646-nucleotide messenger RNA. RefSeq lists its product as uncharacterized. The coding region runs from base 1 to 2646 and encodes 881 amino acids. Lineage: Eukaryota; Fungi; Basidiomycota; Agaricomycetes; Polyporales; Epitheliaceae. The transcript is spliced from 9 exons. The record is from RefSeq and is a predicted model, not a curated record.
AUGCCCCAUGUCAACAAACUGGACACACUCUCCCUCAGAUCGAAUAACUUCAGAACUUCAUCCACUUCUACAGCCCGCGCCGACGCUGUACCCCUCCCGCCCCCGCUCCUCGUCAUUCUAGCCCGUUUCCCCCGUCUCCGAUCAGUCAAGAUCAUUUCGCCACCUGGCAUCAAGAUCGUUUCUCCCACCUCCAACGAAGCGGACCUCCCGAUGCUGCACACCAUUCGCCACCUCUCUAUCAUCGAGAGCGAAUUCGGCGUCGCCCUCGCCCUCGUUCCCUUCUGCCCGAACCUUGCCAUGCUCAGCUACGACUGCCUCAUCGGCAUGAAGUCCGUGCCACGUGACGACCCCUGGCCCGCACUCCGCGAGCUCGCGCUCCAACACAUCAACAGCGCGUCGUCGCUCAUCGACCGGCAGCCCCCGCCGCGGUUCGGGCGCGUCGACCGGCUCUCGCUCGGGGCGGAUGUCACGGAUGGCAUCUUCACCCCGUCGCAGGCGCGGCCGGUGCUCGCUCUGCUCAGCGCGACGCAGCCGGGCGCGCUCGUCGUCCGGGGCAGCGUCCGGGGGCGGUCGGUCUUGACCGCGGGGGGGACGACGUGGGGCGAGAUCGCGGGGAUCGUGCCGCGGCUGCGCUCGCUGGAGAUAUGCAUGAAGACGCAGGAUCCCAGAAGGCUGGACGAACUGCAUUCUGUCUUCAGCGAGACCCGCCUCGUGUGGCUCAGGAUCCAGGUCGUCGCGGAUGGUCGCCUCCAGGAGUGGCUGGAACAGGAGCAGGUUGCAGACCGUAUGACGUCUCCGGUGUGCGAGGCGAUUCGUCUGCUAGACCCUCGCAAGUUCUUCUCCGCCGUUCCCUCGCUACGCGUGCUCGGGAUCGGAGAUACGAUGGGCGUGCCGAUGGGGUUUGAAGGCUAUGUGAAACCCGCGAUCAAAUGGCCUUCUCCAGCGGGAGGAGCAUCUGCCAUGGCAUCGUCGAAGCGCUCUACAAGAGGGGAGAAAAAAGUCCGAACGCGGCGUCACCGGUGGUGGUGGUCGGAAGGCACAAGAGAAGGGGGCCCGGAGAUGGUCGAAAUCUGGAGAGAAGACGCGGAAAGCGCACGCGAGAUCAUCGAGAGCCCGGAUUUCGACGCGGAGAAGAGCCUCGACGUUUCCACCAUGCUCUGCAGCAGCAUCGCGUCUCCCGGAAAAUCCCAGCGUUGGGACCACGUCGGAGAAUGGAUGGGCCUCGUGCGCGCGGAUCGCGGGCACGCACACGAGCUCGGUGGUGCAUUAGUUGAGGUUCCUCGUCGAGUGACACCGGGAAUCCAAUCUGGCCAGAAGAAGCUCUUCAGUAUCAGAGCAUGCGAAGCCACGCUCGAUGUCCAUCCGGAGAGGGUAUGGGGCCUUUUCUUCACGAGCAUGAUGGACUCCCCUGCCUGCGCCAAGUGCGGGACGGUGCUCUCCGACGACGCAAAACGCUGUUCAGGCUGUCGCAGUGCGCGGUACUGCAGUGAUAGCUGUCAGAACGAACACUGGGUCCUUCACAUCUUCGACUGCAAGAUCGACAAGCCCAUCGACCCUUCUCAUCACCUCGCUCGCGCAUGCUACCUUCAAACUCCCCCGCUCCACCUCCCGACCAGGAUCGACUAUGGCUUUGAACAGGUCUCGCGUCGCGGCGUACCGUCCGGAGAAGAGGACCUCCUCUCGCUCUAUCGCUUAGUCCUCUCCAAAGCUUCUCUCAAGGACGUGCGCAGAUGGCAGCGAAAGGGACAACUCGUCCACGGUAUCAAGUCGAUCCUCGAAGCCCUCCCCUCCGAGGACCGCGAACCGGCCUACUCCUGGUUUCUCGCCAACCAGUCUUGCCUCGCCAGAUCCGCCGUCCUCGUGUCUGACAUUCCCAGUCCGAACCUCACCCCGAAUAUUGAUGACCUCUUCCGCGUCGGGUCUAUGCGCUUCGACGGAACCACUCCGGAGGACAUCAAAACCAUGCUCUGCAGCUGCCCACUCGACGGCACCAGGCACGUCUGUUUCUUCUUCUACCUCAGCGUGCUCUCCCGCAUCCCUGCCAUCCCCCCGCUUCCAACAUGGGUCCAGUUCGGCUUCGUCGCGGCACUCUCCAAGGCAGCGCAGGACGCGAUGGGCGAGGCAUACACCGAACUCGCGUGGGCGUGUCCCUUCGAAGACUUCUUCGCUGCGUUCGAGGCCGGCACCAUGUUCUCCCUCUUCCAUCGGUACAACAUCGUCGUCUCCGACGCGCGCUUCUUCGCCGACGUCAUGAGCGUCCCAUCGUCCUCUGGUCCGAAGUCGGUGUGGUACCUGAAGCAGCACGUAGAUGUCGUCAAGGAGCGGAAGAUGCCGGUGGGGUGGACCGGCUGCGCGCCGCUCAUGGCGGCGUACCAGAUCGACUACGGGUACCUCAACUGCCACCGCCCGGAGGACGUCGGGCUGCUGGACGACCUGUACAUUCGCCUCUUCUCGAAGGUGGAGGAGGGUAUGGACCCGAUGGAGCUGCACGAGGCGUGCGUCGAGCGACGCCUGUUGGAGUACGUGGGCCGGUUCGUAACGGUCACUCCGCACGCUAUGAGGUACGCAUCUCUGCUGAAGAAUCCGCAGGGGGUUAUGAAAGAGAGCGACAACCUCUACAACGUCCGAAUGGUGUAUGACUUAUGA